Aureobasidium musti is the source of this 1125-nucleotide messenger RNA. The record is from the annotation of a GenBank genome assembly. NCBI's taxonomy places the organism in Eukaryota, Fungi, Ascomycota, Dothideomycetes, Dothideales, Saccotheciaceae.
AUGUCAGACCUACUACGUGCACUACCCAACAUCAAAAACCAGCACAACGCACCAAAUCUCAAACCGCCAGCAAUGCCUUUGACAACAGCAGAUGAAGGCAACUCUUCAUCCUCGGACAGUUCAGCAUCCACAAACGACAGUGUCGAUACUUUGCGCCCAUCCGAGUCCACCAUACCAACACCAACACCAAACCCAUGGCCUAAAUACUUCGAGCAAGAGCUGUUUCUGGACUCAAAGACGGACUCUCAACAUGCGAAAUAUCACGUUUAUUUGACUCCACCCAAGGAUCCAGCUAAAGGACCUCUGUUUAUCUGUCACCAUGGCGCUGGCGCCACUGGAAUGAGUUUCGCGUGUUUUGCUGCUGCGGUGAGGAAAGAGAUGCCCGGAGCAGGUAUCUGCAGUCUCGAAGCCAGAGAGCACGGAUCCGGCGUCUUUGCUCCUUCCAACAACGAAGAAAUUCUCGAUUUCAGUAUUGAGACACUGGUAGUUGAUACACUUGCCAUGAUCGAAGGCGUCAAGCAAAGGCAAGGCUGGAAAACUUUACCGCCAUCAGUGUUGGUGGGUCACUCUCUAGGCGGCGCAGUCGUAACCCGCAUCGCAGCAAAUGGCACUCUGGGCGCCCAACUAGUCGGCUUUGCGGUGCUGGAUGUGGUUGAGGGAUCUGCUAUUGAAGCUUUGAUGCACAUGAAAACCUAUCUAGCCUCUAGACCUUCGUCCUUUGCGUCUGUGGACCAAGCAAUCAAUUGGCACAUCCGCAGCCGCACAAUCAGAGAUUUGGAGUCUGCAAAGGCUAGUGUGCCUAGUCUUUUGGUCCCUAAAGACGAUCGCUGGGUGUGGAGGACAGACCUUGCACGCACGCAGCGCUGGUGGGAAGACUGGUUUACAGGGAUGAGUGGGCUGUUCCUCAGAGGCAGAGCUGCAAAGUCUUUGGUGCUCGCCGGCACAGACAGACUAGACAAAGAACUCAUGGUGGGUCAGAUGCAAGAAGCUGGCCACUUCAUCCAAGAAGACGUGCCAGAGAAAACAGCACACCUAAUGAUUGAGUUCUUCAAACGAAACGAUCGAAGCAGCCUAGUUCUACCACCAAAAGUCUCGGAUCUGCUCGCUCAAGGCAAAAGAGUAUAA